Molecule: messenger RNA, 849 nt
Organism: Aureobasidium uvarum
Lineage: Eukaryota; Fungi; Ascomycota; Dothideomycetes; Dothideales; Saccotheciaceae
Source: the annotation of a GenBank genome assembly
AUGAACCAGAUACCCGAGAUUCUGUAUGGCAAAUCCGGACAGAAGACUUGGUGUAUCGUUGGUGCAUCUAGAGGUAUAGGUCUGGAGUUUGUGCGACAGUUGAUUGCUCGUGAGGACCGCAUAUUCGCUACUGUACGCGACACCGCCGCCGUUCAUGCAUCUGGGCUUUGGGCGCAAGCAGGAGGUGACCAUGGUCGCUGUCAGAUGUUGAUCUGCGACGUCUUGUCAGAACAAAGCAUAAAUGAUUUCGUUGCUCAGCUUGCCUCAGUACCGAACCUGAAGCUGGACUAUGUUGUAAUUAAUGCUGCGAGGCUGACCACCCAGCNNUCUUUCGAUGAAUUUGCCUUCCACCUACACACCAACACGAUUGGACCAAUAAUCACUGCUCAGAGACUUCUUCAGACAAUGAUUCCGAUAGGUACCAUUGUCUUCAUGUCAAGUGACUCUGGUUCGACACAGCGAUUCCUGGAGAUGGAAGAUGNNGGUAAGUACUUUGUUCAAGUAUUCUGCAUCCUCACUCACCGCUUCUUCAGGUUCGCAGCUUACUCUGCAUCAAAAGCCGCAUUGAACCAAGCAAUGCGGCAUAUGGCUGCCGAACUCAAGCGAAAAGACGACGACACCAUCUUGCUAGCAAUUCAUCCAGGAGAGGUUGCCACGUAUGUACAUCUGAUGGGCAAGUGGGAUGAGACCUAUGCUGAUGAAUCACGCCAGANNGAUAUGGCCAACAUUGACCUAGGUUGGGAAGUGGACGGCAUAAUGACACCGCAGGAAUCAGUAUCGGCGAUGAUCAAAGUCAUUGAAAGUAAAGGAAUACAGCACAGUGGAACCUUUUGGACUUGGGAAAACAAG